AUGGCUACUAACAGGAGGAGGGGGAGUAGUGGUGCUGAUGACAUCGCUGAGGUGAUUCACCGGAUGGUGGAUGCGAUGCAGCCACCCGUAGCAGUGCAGCCUAGGACGACGAUUGCACCAAUCAGGGUGCCGACCGUGGAGGAUUUCUUGCGCCACAAGCCAGCAGAAUUCACUGGCAAGGCCUCCCCUGAUGAAGUGGAUGCAUGGCUUCGCAAAUGUGAGAAGAUCUUCAAAGUGAUGAACUACGAAGAUGAGCAGAAGUUGUUGUUCACUUCUUACCUACUGAAUGAGGAUGUUGAAUAUUGGUGGACAGACAUGCAACAACAGAUGGAGACUAGGGAAGAGCUAAAGAUCACCGAGGAGUGGAAAUGUUUAAAGUUUAAACAAGGACUCAAACUUGAGCUGAAGAGGGUGGUAACCCCUUUGAGAGAGAGAAGGUUUCCUGUCUUGGUGGAACAUGCCAAGAGUGCGGAGCACCUUGAGAAGGGACCUGGUCCAAUUUGUGGUGGACCCCAUCUGAAGAGGAACUGUCCUCAGUUGGCAGGCGGAGUAGGAGGGUCAGGCGACCGUCGCAAGUGCUUUAUAUGCGACAAACCGGGACACUUCGCCAACAAUUGCCUAGAAAAGAAGAGUCCUGGCGCGAAGAAACCAGCAACAUCGCCAGCAGAGAGAGCUAAAGCGAUAGUUUUGGUGUUGUUCGAUUCUGGGGCAACACAUUCUUUCAUUGCUAAUGCAUGUGUGGGGAGAUUGAAUUUGGUGAAACGCGAUUUGGGAUGUGAGUUGCUUGUUUCAACUCCCUCCUCAGGUCAAGUGGCUACCAAUUCAGUUUGCGCUGGGUGUUCAAUGGAAGUGACAGGUCGUAGAUUCAAGGUCAACUUGGUGUGCUUGCCUUUGGAGGGACUGGAUGUAAUCUUGGGGAUGGACUGGCUGUCUAACAAUCACAUCAUAAUUGAUUGUGGACGGCGCAGUUUGGUAUUCCUAGAACAUGAGGGAUUGGAGCUAAGCUCGGCUCAGAGGGUGAUAAACGAAGUACAAGCCGAAGCCACCUACUUUAUGAUAGUGGCUCAUGCAGAGAAGAUCAGUGUGAUUCCAGUAGUGGAGGAGUAUGCUGAUGUGUUUCCAAAUGAAAUACCAGAGUUGCCACCGAGUAGGGAUGUGGAUUUCACCAUCGAUCUUAUCCUUGGAGUUGGCCCAGUGUCCAUGGCGCCCUAUAGAAUGGCCCCAACGGAGUUGGCUGAGUUGAAGAAGCAAAUAGAAGAUUUGCUUGAGAAGAAGUUCAUCCGGCCGAGUGCAUCACCUUGGGGAGCACCGGUACUACUAGUAAAGAAAAAGGACGACAGUUCGAGGUUGUGCGUUGAUUACCAUUAG
Molecule: messenger RNA, 1368 nt
Organism: Vigna unguiculata (cowpea)
Lineage: Eukaryota; Viridiplantae; Streptophyta; Magnoliopsida; Fabales; Fabaceae
Molecular function (GO): nucleic acid binding; zinc ion binding
Source: RefSeq, a predicted model, not a curated record